Moesziomyces aphidis is the source of this 5442-nucleotide messenger RNA. The record is from the annotation of a GenBank genome assembly. Lineage: Eukaryota; Fungi; Basidiomycota; Ustilaginomycetes; Ustilaginales; Ustilaginaceae.
AUGCACGCACGCACGCAGAAGCGAGCUGACAGCUUGCAGCUCAAAUUGAACUGCACCGAACCCCAUCGGCCCCGCCGACGAGAAGGUCGGUUGAAAGCAGCUGCAGCACCCAGCCACAUCGAUCAAGUUUUUAUUUUCCCUUCGGCUCGUCUCCGCCGCCCUCGCUCAGUGCUGCUCUCGGUCACAGCGAAGUCGGUUGAGAGCAUCGAUGAUGGCAGCCGGAGUGGCGCAGCAGGCGCGGAUGGUACCGUCAUAAACAGUAAUGAAACCACCGAGCGGUCCAAGCGUGACACGCCGGACGUCGGCGGCCCCACCAUAUUCCGCGGGAUGGAGCUGCACCCUGGUCCCAGGAAGCAAAGCCUCCGACCCGACCAGCGCACAGGCGAGCUGCCAUCUUCAGCUUUCAUUUUGCGCAUUGUUCACACUGGGGCCCAGUCCGGCGCAGGUCACUCGACAGCAGCAGCAAAAGCGGGUGCUGUGCUCAAGACGGGCUUGGCGCCAAACUGCCCGCCCAUGCGAACUGGUCGCGAAACGAGGCUGGUCCUCACCUCGGCCAACCCCGAACUCUCGCCACUCGUGAGCAGAGCCACAUCGGCUUUCAGAGUGAGAGGAUGGCUAUCCUGGUCGGCAGGCGUGCAGCCCGAUUCAUGCACUUCAUGCAUCGACCGUGCGCCCAGUCGCAGCAGCGUUGCUUUCCAAAAAUUCGAGGGCGCCUUUGGGAUUUUCUUCUCGUCUUCCUCGGACAUGCAUCCCGCUGCGGGCGACCAGACCAGCCCUAAUGCCGAGUCCCGCGCUGCAUCCUGCACAACGCAGCAAAAGAGUGCAGGCUUGGAUUCCCGAAGUUCCCAGAUGCCCCUGCCUGCAAGCUCUCUCCAUCUGCUCCGACACCACAUUGCAGAUCCGAUCCUGCACAGACGCCACCCGCCCUCUCCCGGCAUCGGUGGGCCCGUCUUCCGUCUCCCGCUCGUGUCUGAGGCCAUGUCCCUGCCUCAGCCCGCGUCGGAUGCUCGGUACGCCGUGUCCACCGUGACCCUUGAGAUCCCGCUUGCCGCACCCAUCACGCAGGAAUCAGCAUCGCCGUACACGUAUCAAGAUGGCGGCACGACCAAGCCGGUGAUCUCGGCAGACACGAUCCUUCUCACAAUCUACUACCCCACCGAGCAUGCCAACAACAGCGAGACUGGCUCAAAACUCGACUGGCUCGAGGCGCCCAAGAUGCGCAGCAUCGGCGGCCUGCUCAAGUAUGCUGGCAUCCCAAAGUAUCUGGCCCUUCCCAUCCUUGUUCCCGCAUACAGCGUCGUAUCGCAAAAGCUUCCAGCAUCCGUCGACCAGUCGCUUGCCUCCAACGACAGUUCCGCCGAUUUUCCUGUGGCGGUCUUCAGCCACGGCAUGGGUGGCACGCGUACCGCCUACUCUGCUUACUGUACUUCACUUGCAGGGUCGGGCAUCAUUGUAGCCGCUGUCGAGCAUCGCGAUGGAUCGGGAGCCUCGACCACCAUCUAUCACCCCGAAGCCAAGGAUGGCAAAUCCUCCGCAUCCCCUGGCUUCUUCAAAUGGCUCAUUGGCGGCUCCAACGCCAAUACCGAGAACAAGAUCUAUGUGCGUCCUGCCGAGGUCGAUGGCAAGCCGGAGCCGCUCGAAUUACGUCGUGCGCAGGUUGAGAUGCGCCGUCGCGAGGUGCUUGCCGCCUUUGACGUGCUCUCGGACAUCCACACUGGCAAGGCCGCCUCGCUCGUCGAGUCGUGCACCCGGACGCAGAAGGAGGACGUCAAGACGCGCCAGACGCGCUCUGAGCUCCUCGCUGCCUUUGCAGGCAAGCUUCGUAUGGACGAUGCCUGGCUCAUUGGACACAGCUUUGGUGGUGCCACCGCCAUCCAGGCGUUACGCCACACCGACUGCCCAUUCGCACAGGCUCUCGUGCUGGAUCCUUGGGUCGAGCCCGUCCCCAUCGACGGAGAAGGGGUGGCUCCCGUGAGCAAACCUCUCUACACCAUCAACAGCGAGGACUUCACGCAAUGGAAGACGCACAUGGAUGAUGUUACCGCCAUCUCGCGCGCUUCCAAGGCGAGCACAGGAGGCAAAGGGUGGCUGCUCACGAUCGGCGCCGAGGGCACGGAGAAGGUGGACGCGGCCGCGCCAGUAGUUGCUGGACCGCCCUCGCGACUGGUCAUCGUUCAUGACAUGUUUGGCACACUCUUCGGGCUCACCGCCUGCAUCGAAGCGCUCGUCUCGCUGUUCCCGGAGCAGCUGCAGGCGUCGGACAAGCUCCCGCCCAUCGUGCCCGAGCUGAUCGUCAUGGACUGGUUCCACGCAACGCAACGCGAUUUCACCUACUCCAGCGUGUGCGGCCAGUAUAGACCCAUCGGCGAGAUCUUCAAGGGCACUCUGCCGCGCGUGUUGCUGCAGGCGGGCAUCUUGCCGAAGAAGGAUGCAUCACAUCCGGCUCUUGCCAAGGCAGGCUCGUUUGCAGACGGAGGAGCCGCAGAAGAAGCGCUCGAGAAUCCCUUUGACCCUACCGUGGUCGAGACGAUGAUGGGCGCGCUCAAAAAGCUUCAGCCGAGGCCGGGCAUGGUGGAUGCACUCACGCGCAUCUACCGUGACCGCGAUGGCAAGGGAAGAUUGCCCGCCUCCGUCAGCAAGGUCGACGUGUGGGCGGCCACCAACGGCUCGCUCGAGCUCGGGCGCGGCUCGUUCCUGCGUACCCUGGGCGACAGCGAUGGUGCCGACCUGGACAGUGACGCAGCGCAAUCUGGCCGAAGCGCCGCGCACAACGCAGUAGGUGCAGGCAUCGGUCUUUUCAGCUGCGAUGAGAUCGGUGUAGCCAAGCCGGAUCCCAAGGUGUAUGCCGAGGUGCUGCGUCGCAUUCAGGCCGAGCCCAUCGACCCGAACGCGGCCAAGAAGGAGUAUCAGGGCAUCUGGUUCGUAGCCUCUCACACCUGGGAUACGUUUGCGGCCAAGCAGGCCGGCUUCCGCACGGCCUGGGUCACGUACGAAGAGUUCUACUCGUGCCCGUCCGUGUACGGCACUCCGGACGUUGUCGGCAGGAAUUUGGAGGAAGUAGCCGAGAAGAUCCUCGCCUUCGAGCGUGACUUGUGCAGCCAGAACGGCAACGCUUCCGCUCAAGGCUGGACGUACCACAAGGAGCAGCAGGAGCAGACGAUGCCGGGCAGCCAGCACACGUCGUUCUCCGACUUUCCCUUCCUGCUGCCGUCCAUGUCCAAGUUCACCGGCAGCGUCGCGGUCCAGUCGAUCCUCGAGGUCAAUGCCCAGAUCACGCAGCGCAUGGUGCUCCAGAACAAGCGCGAGGAAUCCGACGGCGUGUUCGCCGGCUUGAAGGGCAAGGACGACGCAAAGGAGUGGCGCAUCUGGAAGGAGGGCAAGGCACGCCCCACCGAGCUUCCCAAAGAGGCCAUCGGCGGCGACAAGAACCGCCAAGGCCGGCUCAUCUCCAUCGCCCAGAGGUCCGGUGCGAAGGAUAUGUGGGAGGAUCGGGGGCUGCAUCGGGUGUUUGGAAGAAUGGCGCGGGCGGCACCAGAGCAGCACACUUGGCUUGGCUCGGUGCAUUUCCCGGUAGAGAUUGGGCAAAGAGACCCUCUCGUCCUCAACCACUCCGCCCAACGAGCCUCCCGCAUGACCGCCAUCCCGCUCGACCAGUUCGACGCCGUGCUUGGCUCCACCUCGACCGAGAUCUCGUCGGUGGCUCUGGGCGGCCGCGUGCUCAGCACGUCGGACGAGUGGUUCGCUCCCGCCUCGUCGCUGCUCAAGGUCGGCCCGGCGCCUUCGCUCAAGGGUCAGUUCGGUCCCAAGGGUGCGCUCUUCGACGGCUGGGAGACGCGUCGUCACAACCCUACCUACGACUGGGUCAUCCUGCGCCUCGGCCCCAACGCCGGCGGUCGUCUCAUCGGCUUCGACGUGGACACGGCCAACUUCAUUGGUAACGAGGCACCCGAAAUUUCGAUCCAUGCGCUCACACUGACCCCCGAGGAGGAGGCCAGCACGGGUAACGCACUCGCCGAGAACGACGCGCGAUGGGAGACGCUUGUGCCCGUUUCACCAUGCGGACCUUCGCAGAGGCACCUCUUCAAGCUCGAGGCGGACAAGCAGCAGAAGGUGUACACGCACGCGGACAAGCAGCAGAAGGUGUACACGCACGUCAAGCUGCACAUGAUCCCCGAUGGUGGCAUUGCGCGUUUCCGCGUUUACGGCGUGAUCCCCCCACCGCCCGUCGGACAGGGAGACGGCGAGCAAAUCGACGCUACCAACAACGCACUCAACGUGCUCGACCUCGCGCACUGCCUCAACGGCGGCCGCAUCGUCUUCACGGACGAUCAGCACUUUGGCGCGGGAAGCAACAUCCUCCUCCCCGGCAGGGGCAAAGACAUGGGUGAUGGAUGGGAGACGCGCCGUUCGCGCGGCAAGGGCCACUUCAACUGGGCCAUCAUCAAGCUUGGAGAGCCAGGUCUGCUUUCGUAUGCCGAGGUGGACACGGCGCACUUCCUGGGCAACUUCCCCGAGUCGACCGAGCUGCUCGGCACUGUGCACGAGGCCGACUCGGCGCCUUCUGCCGAUGCCAAGUGGGUGACGCUGCUGCCACGCACCAAGCUCGGUCCUGGCCGCCGCCACUUCUUUGCGCUCGCCAACGGUGCUGCGGCGGCGUACACGCACGUCAUGGUCAAGAUGCACCCGGACGGCGGCAUCAAGCGUGUGCGCAUCCACGGUCGUCGUGCGGCGCCGCUGGCUGCCGCCCGGAUUGCGGCCGAGUCGCUGCCUGCCGUACCUGUGCCGCAGGACAUCCAGGACCCCCUGCCGUCGGCGACUUCGGACCCCUUUGCUCCCGUAAGUGCCGCCACCUCCCUCGCGCCUGCUUCCACCCCCUCGUCCUCGGCGGCUGCGGGCAUUACGAUCCACGGCAAGUUUGUGCCAGCGGUGCCGCUGACGACGGCCGCGUUUGCUGCGUAUGGCGCGGUGAUCGAUGGUCCGUCCGGUACCAACCCUGAUGCCGGCAAGCCGUUCAAGGUGGUGAACCAAGGCACGGCGAAAAAGUACCUCGACUUGGCGGCGAUUGUCAACAACUACCCCGCGGAUGCACAGGCGCGCGCCAACGUGCACGUGUACCGCUGCGACCCAGCAGCCGCGCUGCCGUUUGAGGUGAAGCUGCUCGAGCGACACCGCUUCACCACGCAGGCGUUCAUCCCCAUGGUGCCCGUCAACGGCCUCCAGCAGGGCUUCCUCGUGGUCGUCGCGCUCAACGGUCAAGAUGACCGCCCAGAGCUGAGCUCGCUCGGGGUUUUCCUCGCAACGACGGAACAGGCGAUCCAGUACCACCCGGGGAUCUGGCACCAUCCCAUGAUCGCGCUCGGCAAGCAGCCGACCGACUUUGCAUGCAUCGUCAACGAGUCCGCCUCCCACCCGCAGCUCGAUUGCGACGAGGUCGAGGUGUAA